Messenger RNA from Babjeviella inositovora NRRL Y-12698, 999 nucleotides. It is a transcript of the gene RPS7A, whose product is annotated as 40S ribosomal protein eS7. The record is from RefSeq and is a predicted model, not a curated record. The transcript has a single exon. Bases 357 to 929 code for a protein of 190 amino acids. Gene Ontology annotation, biological process: ribosomal small subunit biogenesis; rRNA processing; translation. Gene Ontology annotation, cellular component: cytosolic small ribosomal subunit; small-subunit processome; ribosome. NCBI's taxonomy places the organism in Eukaryota, Fungi, Ascomycota, Pichiomycetes, Serinales. Gene Ontology annotation, molecular function: structural constituent of ribosome.
CGCCUAUAGCUUAGUUCGAGGAUUGAGGACCGGCAGAAGAAAAAGCAGUCACAAAUUCUCACAUCACCCACGUGACCACUCAUCUUUGUUCGUAUUCGUGUGAUUUUCUUCCAUUCUGCACGUGACCAAAAGGUUUUCGUGGAAAAAUUUUGCGGUGUGCGCCUGCCGAACCUUUCCUUCAGCUUGGAAAAUUCAGAGAGCGAGCCUGCUUCCGGUGGAAGGAGCAUACUGUGGGAAUAGUAUGGCGGUUUGGGUAGUGGUAGAGGAUGUAGCCUUAGAUAUAACCAUUUUAAAAAAACGCGGUCUCCAAUACUACGUAUUCCCUUUGAACUUUUAAGAGAACCAACGAAUAUAAAAUGUCUGCCGCUGCUAAGGUUUUGUCCGCCAACCCAUCUGAAUUGGAAUUACAAGUUGCCCAAGCCUUUGUUGACUUGGAAGCCCACUCUCCAGAAUUGAAGGCUGAAUUGAGAACUUUGCAAUUCAAGACCAUCCGUGAGAUCGAAGUUAACGGUGGUAAGAAGGCCAUCGCCGUCUUCGUCCCAGUUCCAUCUUUGUCCGCUUACCACAAGAUCCAAACCAGAUUGACCCGUGAGUUGGAGAAGAAGUUCCCAGACAGACACGUCGUCUUCUUGGCCGAGAGAAGAAUCUUGCCAAAGCCAUCUAGAAGAUCUAGACAGCAGCAGAAGAGACCAAGAUCCCGUACCUUGACUGCCGUCCACGACAAGAUCUUGGAAGACUUGGUUUUCCCAACCGAAAUUGUUGGUAAGAGAGUCAGAUACUUGGUUGGUGGUAACAAGAUCCAGAAGAUCUUGUUGGACUCCAAGGACUCCUCCGCUGUCGACUACAAGUUGGAAUCUUUCCAGCAAGUCUACUCUAAGUUGACCGGUAAGCAGGUCAUCUUUGAGAUCUCCGGUGAAAACGUUUACUAAAUAUUCCCUAUUUAAAAUAAGAAUCAAUUUUACCUUCCUGAACAAAAUUUUGAACUGACGGUUAACAGGU